This is a messenger RNA of Beauveria bassiana ARSEF 2860, 480 nucleotides long. RefSeq lists its product as uncharacterized. Lineage: Eukaryota; Fungi; Ascomycota; Sordariomycetes; Hypocreales; Cordycipitaceae. Bases 1 to 480 code for a protein of 159 amino acids. The transcript has a single exon. The record is from RefSeq and is a predicted model, not a curated record.
AUGGCAGAAUCAACCGAGGAGCGUGGCGUCAUCUACCACAUAGCCUCACCCGCUCCUCGCAAACGCAUGCUCACAAGGCCGAGCAUAAUAUGGCAGCUGCAGGGCUUCGACCAAACAGGUUCUCUGCAGGAAACGCUCAACUUUCACUCUGUCAGCAUCUGGGUCUCGCUCAUCUCACGAGAGGUCUGCAGGCUACGAAAGACAGGCAGGGGCUCUCCCGCCGUGAUCCUCACCCGUGACUCAAUGACAGCAGAAGAUGAAGCGGCAUCAACAAUAGUACAGGAAGUAUUGAGUGGUGUUGUUGCAGCUGGAAGUUACUAUAAUCGCCCUGGAAGCUGCUACAGACUCUUUGGUUGGGUAUGGACUCGCCAUAUGGAUUGCAGAAUCAUGAAGCGUGGUGAAGAGCUGUUUGAGAUGCUGGUCAACGACCAUAUAACGAUGCAUCUGCAAGUAGCUGGAGGAGUACGAAGCGUACCAUAA